CUGAACUGUAACUAAACUGGACUAGUGCGAUACAAAGUACUGUACUCCGUACGGUAUCGGCUACUGCCGGUACCCAGCUUUAUCUGGAUGGAACAAACAAAACGGAGCUGCCACCAGAAUCGCCAGGUUGCGAAUCUGCUAUCACCAGAGCUUUCUACAAUCCUCUUUCACCAACAAUCACAUUUCAUCUUGUACGAACCACAAGGAACUCUUCAAGAUGAUCUUCACCAAGGGCUUUGUGCUCGCCGGUCUGGCAGCUGUUGCAGUGGCGAAAUCUGCUGUUCUCGAUCUCGUCCCAGAUAACUUCGACAAAAUCGUCCUAUCAGGAAAGCCAGCUCUCGUUGAGUUCUUUGCUCCGUGGUGCGGCCAUUGCAAGACUCUUGCCCCUGUUUACGAGGAGCUCGCGCAAGCUUUCGAAUUCGCCUCUGAUAAGGUUUCCGUCGCGAAGGUCGACGCUGAUGCCGAGAAGUCCCUUGGGAAGCGCUUCGGCAUCCAAGGAUUCCCCACUAUCAAGUACUUUGACGGAAAGAGCAAGGACCCACAAGACUACAGCGGUGGAAGGGAUCUGGAGAGCCUCACCAAGUUCAUUACGGAUAAGACGGGCAUUAAGCCACGCAAGGCCAAGGCACCAGCAAGUGAUGUCGUGUUUUUGACCGAUGCAAACUUCAAGGAGGCCAUUGGUGGCGAUAAGGAUGUCCUCGUUGCUUUCACUGCACCAUGGUGCGGCCACUGCAAGACUCUUGCUCCUAUCUGGGAAGAGGUUGCCACCGACUUUGCCGCUGAGAGCAGCGUGGUUAUCGCCAAGGUUGACGCUGACGCUGGGAACUCUAAGUUGACUGCCGCGCUCGAAGGUGUCAGCUCUUACCCCACUAUCAAGUUCUUCCCCCGUGGAUCCACUGAGGGUGUAGCAUACUCUGGUGGACGCUCGGAAAAGGACCUCCUUGAAUUCCUCAAUGCGAAGGCCGGCACACACCGUACUCCCGGCGGUGGCCUCGAUGCCCAAGCUGGCAUUAUUGACGCCUUUGACAAGGUCAUCAAGAAGCUGGGCGGUACUACCAACGUCGCCGAGAUUACUGCAGAGGCAACCAAGAUUGCCCAGGAGCUCCAGCAUACCGCGGAGAAGAAAUACGCCAAGUACUACGUCAAGGUAUUCGCGAAGUUGUCGGAAAGCAAGGAGUACGCCGCCAAGGAGCUCGCCAGACUUCAAGGUUUACUGAACAAGGGUAACUUGGCCAAGGUCAAGGAGGACGAAAUGACUGCCAAGAGCAACAUCCUUAAGACUUUCGAGGAGAAGGUGCAGGAGAAGAAGGCCCACGAGGAAUUGUAAGCUUAGUCAGGAAGGGCAGUGCUAUAAUAUAGCUCAGCCGCAAUUUGCGAUCAUAUAGACA
Molecule: messenger RNA, 1388 nt
Organism: Pseudogymnoascus destructans
Lineage: Eukaryota; Fungi; Ascomycota; Leotiomycetes; Thelebolales; Thelebolaceae
Gene: ERP38
Product: Protein disulfide-isomerase erp38
Exons: 3
Coding region: 218-1327 (369 amino acids)
Biological process (GO): protein folding
Cellular component (GO): endoplasmic reticulum
Molecular function (GO): protein disulfide isomerase activity
Source: RefSeq, a predicted model, not a curated record